UUCCAUCUUGGGUUAGUUCUCAAAAUCUUUGUUAUGGUCAUACCUGUUAUCGACAAGCGGAUACACGGGCUAGCAACAAGAGCUGAUGUUUGCUACGAAUAUAUAACCACAGCUAGCUGGCUGAAUCACCACGCGUUACUCACUUAUAAGGAUAAUUGGUCGGCACAUCAACAAAUAAGUAUGGAUUCCGUCAACGCUUUCAACUUGGAGUUAUUCGCCAUGAUUGACAUGAAGCCUCCAAUAUCACGAGCAAAGAUGAUGUCAGUCACUAAAUCAGCAAUAAAGGCUAUCAAGCUAUACAAGCAUGUCGUCCAGAUUGUGGAGAAGUUCAUCAAGAAGUGUAAGCCAGAGCUGAAGGUUCCUGGGCUAUACGUGGUGGAUUCUAUAGUCCGACAGUCCCGACACCAGUUUGGAGUGGACAAGGACGUCUAUGGACCCAGGUUCCAAAAGAACUUCACCCAGACCUUCCAGAACCUCUACCUCUGUCCCACGAUGACAAGAGUAAGAUCAUCCGUGUUCUCAACCUGUGGCAGAAGAACGCUGUGUUUGAGAUGGACGUCGUCCAGCCCCUGUUGGACAUGGCUACUGGCUCUUUCGUCCUUACUCCCUCCCCCCAGGAGGACCUCCAGCCCCCAGUCUCCAGUACCUCCAUACUUCUUCCAGAUCCGACAGCUUCAGAAGAUGCUUCUGAGGUUCCAGCCAGGGCAGCAGACCACCGCUAUGGUUCCCAACACCGUGKCUGACGAAACCCAAAUUAUGGUUCCCAACACCGUGUCUGACCAGACCCACUCACAGAUGGUCCAAGGCCAGCAUAACACACACCAUCCACUGUUCAACUCACACCACACACAUCCUACAGAGCAGAAUAACUCACUAGCUAAGAAACUCCUGGACCGGUUUGAUUACGACGACGAACCAGAAGAAGUGAAGAAAGAAGAGUUGGAUUCCCUCGUUCCGGGAAACGUUUACGGUGGCCAGUUUCCUGGUCAAGCGCCGUCCAACACGGAGCAACAAUUUCAGGGCCACAUGAUGGGCCAGCCUGGCAGGCAGCAGACACCUGGUGGAGGAAACCCUGGUCCGAACAMGGGCUMCAGYCAGAGCCAGCACACUGCCCWGCAGAACCAGGACCAGGGAAACCCCAGAGAAAGRGAAGAUCCGUCUGGGAGGAGAGAUGGUCGGGAGGGGAGGCAGCGCGGACACGGCAGGAGGUCACGCUCCAGGUCGGGCUCUCGAUCUCCCAGGAGAAAGAGGUCCAGGUCCAGCUCUCGCUCGCGGAAGCCCCGGCACUCCUCCCAACGCUCCGGAUCUCGUUCCAGGGAAAGUCGCUGGAACUCCCCUCGCUCCCGCUCGCAGGAGAGGAAGGAGAGAGAGAAGGACAAAGACCGUAGACAGAAAGGUCUGCCUAGCAUCAAGAGCCAGACACUCAGUGUUUGCACCACGACUCUGUGGGUGGGCCAGCUAGACAAGAAGACUUCUCAGCAGGACGUCAUGUGUUUACUAGAGGAGUUUGGGCAGAUAGACUCCAUCAAUAUGAUCCCUCCUCGUGGAUGUGCCUAUAUAGUGAUGGUCCACAGACAGGAUGCCUACAGAGCUCUACACAAACUCGGCAGAGGAUCCUUCAAGGUCAACCAGAAGACCAUCAAGAUUGCGUGGGCCUUGAACAAGGGUAUAAAGGCGACCCAUAAGAAGUUCUGGGACGUGGAGCGAGGCGUCACCUACAUCCCCUGGAGCAAAGUGAAGAUGGAGGAGCUGGAGGGGUACAGGGAGGGAGGCAUGCUGGACGCAGACACACUCUGUCCAGAAUGGGGAGAUAAAGUGAAGGAGCUGACUAAACCAGGAGGACUGAACAAUGGAGGAGGAGUGGACGCCAUGGAGACCGAGGGAGCUGCCACCGCCCACGUACAGGUAACACCCACURCAGGGGACCCAAUGAAACACACCGCAGACAGCAGGGUCCCAAUUAAACACACCAGUCUGGGUGUUCUGUCUCACCGUAGUACCUCACCAUCUCUUAGGAAGCAGACUUUUAUCCAGAGGUUUUGUGCCUUGGUUGUCUGUUUUUAUUGUUUUGUUUUUUUAGCUGUUAUUAAAAUUGCAGGUUUUAUAAGUAUUCGUAUACAUAUGCAUACACUUUUCCUCAACACAAAUGCAACAAAGUAUCUUUGAAUAAGUGGACCAAUAAAAAAAAA
Messenger RNA from Salvelinus sp. IW2-2015, 2189 nucleotides. The record is from RefSeq and is a predicted model, not a curated record. Lineage: Eukaryota; Metazoa; Chordata; Actinopteri; Salmoniformes; Salmonidae.